CUCCCAUUCAUCUUAUCCGAUGCUAUGCGUACACGCGCGUAUGUGCGCGACAGAAGCAGUUUUGACACUAUCUGACUGGCUGCCUCGAGAACCCACCGAGAACAACAAGAACACACACACACGCACGCACGCACGAGGUUCAACGGGAGUCAGACACCGUGACAUAGAGGGCUGACUUGGCAAGGAAACGAGCGCUGUGAAAAUCAGUCAUGGCCUCAAAGUUAAAUCCAAAUGUCCUCUAUGUCCGGGAGCCCCGGGAGUCCCUGACCUCUCCGGACCCUCAAGCCGAGGCUGGUGACGAAUCAUCGGACAGCGACGGGGAACCAGAGGAAACCUCAAACAGACUCAUCCGAAAAGUGUCCACCUCCGGUCAGAUCCGAGCCAAGAAAAGUGUGAAGGAGGGACUUCUUCUCAAGCAGACCAGUUCUUUUCAGAGAUGGAAGAGGCGGUAUUUCAAACUGCGAGGCAGAACUCUCUACUAUGCCAAAGAUUCAAAGUCUCUCAUAUUUGAUGAGGUUGACCUCUCAGAUGCCAGUGUGGCCGAGACCAGCACCAAAAACAUCAACAACAGUUUCACAGUCAUCACUCCUUUCCGUAAGUUGAUGUUGUGUGCAGAGAGCAGAAAGGAGAUGGAAGACUGGAUCAGUGCUCUGAAAUCUGUGCAGAAAUGGGAGACUUACGAGGCCAGUCAGUUCAACAUGGAGCACUUCUCUGGGAUGCACAACUGGUACGCUUGCUCUCAUGCUCGCCCCACCUUCUGCAAUGUGUGUCGAGAGGCUCUGCCGGGCGUCACCUCCCACGGACUUUCCUGCGAAGUGUGUAAGUUCAAAGCCCAUAAGCGCUGUGCUGUACGAUCCACCAAUAACUGUAAGUGGACCACGCUGGCAUCUAUAGGAAAUGACAUCAUCGAGGAUGAGGAUGGAGUGUCUAUGCCUCACCAAUGGCUGGAGGGGAACCUGCCAGUCAGUGCUAAGUGUGUGGUGUGCGAUCGAAACUGUGGCAGCGUCCGCCGACUACAGGAUUGGCGCUGCCUCUGGUGCAAAGUCAUCGUACGUCACCUGCCUGCCCACUCUGUGCAUAACAGUUGUAAAGAGCAGUUGGGGAAGGUUUGUCCUCUGGGUCAGUGUAAGGUCUCCAUCAUCCCACCCAAUGCACUUAACAGCAUCGACUCUGAUGGCUUCUGGAAGGCCACCAGUCCAUCCUGCUCGAGUCCUCUGCUGGUGCUGGUGAACAGUAAGAGUGGUGAUAAUCAGGGCGUCAAGUUUCUCCGCAGGUUUAAGCAGCUGCUGAACCCGGCGCAGGUCUUUGACCUCAUGAACGGCGGGCCACAGCUGGGGCUACGUCUCUUCCAGAAGUUUGAGACUUUCCGUACCCUGGUGUGUGGUGGUGAUGGGAGCGUGGGAUGGGUUUUGUCUGAACUGGACAAGCUCAGCCUGCACAAACAGUGUCAGCUGGGUGUUUUGCCGCUAGGCACUGGAAAUGACCUGGCACGUGUACUGGGCUGGGGCGGGCUCUGUGAUGAUGAUGCCCAGUUGUUGCAGAUACUGGAAAAACUGGAGAGAGCUACAACCAAGAUGCUGGACAGAUGGAGUGUGAUGACCUAUGAAGUGCCCACCAAACACACCCCAGUGAUCGUAAAGGAGGAGGACUCAUCAGACUGCCCCUUACAGAUUACACAAUAUGCUGAUUCUGUUGCCACUCAUUUGACCAAAAUCCUGGACUCCGACAAACACAGUGAUGUCAUAUCAUCUGCUAAGUUUCUGUGUGGGACGGUCAAUGAUUUUGUGGCAGAGGUCGGCAAAGCUUAUGAACGAGCCACAGAGAACAAGGAGGAAGCUGAUGCUAUGGCAAAAAAGUGUGCCAUGCUGAAUGAGAAGCUGGACUCUCUGGUAAAGGCUUUAAGCGAAGAUGCCAAUGCCCAGUUAGUACCCUCUGGGUCUGUGUCACCAGAGGAGAGUGACACCGAUCAGUCCAGAUCCUUCAGAUCAAGAGAGCAGCUCAUGCUGAGAGCCAACAGCCUGAAGAAAGCACUUCGACAAAUCAUAGACCAGGCAGAAAAAGUGGUGGAUGAGCAGAACAGACACACCCAGGUUCAGAGGAUGUCAUCCUCCUCAUCAAUCAAAAGAGGCAGCAGUGAGGACCUCAAGGAGGGGGAGCCACGUCAAAAUGCAUUGAGCCCAACCACCACCACAACCCCUAUUUUACUGGAGAAGUCAGAGAGCUUCAGCACUGUGCUAUUCUCUGAAGAGUCUGUGCAGUGCACAGAAAAGUGUGUAAUGAAUAACUAUUUUGGCAUCGGGCUAGACGCCAAAAUAUCUCUAGAGUUCAACAACAAGAGAGACGAACACCCAAAAAAGUGCAGCAGUCGCACUAAAAACAUGAUGUGGUACGGAGUACUAGGGACCAAAGAACUGGUGCAGAAAACCUACAAGAACCUGGAACAAAGAGUCCAGCUAGAGUGUGAUGGAGUGCCCAUGUCUUUGCCGAGUCUUCAGGGUCUUGCUGUUCUGAACAUCCCCAGCUAUGCAGGAGGCAUUAAUUUCUGGGGUGGCACCAAAGAGGACAAUAAUUUUGGGGCACCGUCAUUUGAUGAUAAGAAGCUGGAGGUGGUGGCUGUGUUUGGCAGCAUGCAGAUGGCCAUGUCUCGAGUCAUCAACCUACAGCAUCACCGCAUCGCCCAGUGUCGGCAAGUGAAGAUCACCAUCCUUGGUGAUGAAGGUGUACCAGUGCAGGUGGACGGAGAGGCCUGGAUUCAGCCACCUGGCAUUGUCGAAAUCAUCCAUAAGAACCGAGCGCAGAUGCUCACCAGAGAUCGGAAUUUCGAGAGCACACUGAAAUCAUGGGAAGACAAGCGGAAAGGUGACAGCCGGCCCGCCCGCCCUCGACUGAACUCCCAGCAGUCCAUGGAGUAUCUGACGGAAGAGGAAUGCACUCAGGUCCAACAACUUGGCUUAGUGACUGAAAUGCUCAUCAACAGGAUCCGGGAGGUGGCGAAGACUCAUAAGGUGGUGGAGCAGGAGUUGGCUCAUGCUGUGAAUGCCAGUGCUGUGGUGCUGAGUGAAGCCUUCCCCUCCAAACCCUCCAGCCCUGAGGGUUUGAGUCGCAGUACAGCAGUAGACAUUGUCAACAGCAGUAAAGUCCUCCAGCAAGAAACCAAGAUGCUGUUGGAGGGAAAACUACUGAAUUUGGAGCCUUCUCUACAAGAGGAUCUUCUCUCUAUGGUGGACGGUCUCAGCACUGAGUUACACAAGCUUGAGGAUAUCCACUGGAUCUGUCCCAGCAUGCACUCCUCUGAGGAGGAAUCAUCCCGUGUGAGUGGUAAAAGCAGUAUGAAGCUGAAAAUCAUGCAUAAAGGGAGGAAAGAGAGAGAGAGGUUACAUAAGCAGUGGUCUAACAGCUCUCUCUCAGGAGCUUGGGAUAUCAAGUGUGGGAUGAGUGAUGUGGACUCUGCAGGCAACUGAAAAGCUGAAGUUUUUUGCCAGAUCUCUGCUGUGAGGACUCACCCUGUCAUGGGAUGCUGCUUUAUGCCCAGCGAUGCCCCCCCCCCAGUGUUUGUGAACUUUUUUUGGAGGGGCAUGGCCCGGCUCUGCAUUACUGUUGUGGUUAUGUUCUCUGUGGUUAUGUUCUCUGCCUGCCGAUGGUUUGAUGAUGUCAUGGGAAACACUGGUCAGCAAAGAGCAGGAGUGGACCAAAACUCCCAGAAUCCUUCUACACAUUUUCUAUUUUCAACAAUGCAUGAGAUAAACCGUUCUCUUUUUUUAUCUUAUUUUAUUAUCUUGCUACCUUUUUUCUCUUUCUUAGUAUUCAAGCCGUCAGACACAACCAACAAUCUGUUUAUUUUUCUCCAAAGAUAGAAAAGACUCGGAAAGACUUCUCUUUUGCCCCGUCCUGUCGCCAUCUGAACAACGAGAAAGGAACAAACUAAAUCUUAGAAUUUUUUUUACUGAAAUGAAGACUAUGAAACAAACGUGCAAAAAAGGAAUAUCUUGAAGAAUGAAUGUAUGGUGGACCUGUGUUAUUCGUCAAAAUGGCUGAAUAGUAAGAAAUCUGCAUUUAGUCUCUGUAUCUCUCUAUCAGAAGAGCAUCUAGGUUUCUGCAUGCCUUUCAUGCCCUUAUGCAGAAAAAAAAGGUCUAUUUUCUCUUUUUCUCUCAGAUCGUCAGCCAAGUUGUGAUUGGUGUAUCACUAGUGUGUCAAUUGAGCCAUAGUUCUAGAAGCUUCAGUGCCGUAAAUCUCGUGCCAAGUUAGUAAAUGGAGCGCAGUGGUUUAAAGUGAGCAGUUUCUUUGACUUUCCUUUUUUCUGCAGGGAAAUCUUGUGAAAGAAAAUGAUGCUGUAUGUCGUACAUUUCAAGAUGUAUUUUAUUUCGUCCUUGCACUUUAAUAUAGAAGACAAAUCUUUUGAAAAAAGCAAACUUAAAGGUUGUGUGUUUUGUUUUAUCAUAUGACAAAUAGUAUCCCAUUAAUGGAAACUUAUGAUGAGAUGUUACAUAUGACAUAGUAUAUAAUCAAACUUUAUGAAUGUUAUUCAAAUGUGGCUCCUUUUCAGGGUUUAAUCUUGCUGUAAACCCAGAGGUAAAGUAAAACUUGAACCUUUGUCUUAAUAUUGCCUAAUAUAUGGUUUUAUCAAGAGACUCAAAUGGUACAGUGUAACAUGAGUGCACAAAAUAAGAUAUUGGACAUAUACUUGUUUUCAGUACUGGACAACUUAUUUUCUUGAUGGUUGUGAACAAAAGUUUAACAGUAUUGCUCUGUAAAAAAACAAAAAACAAAAAAAGAGAGAAAUUCAAAAGUGGUCUUGAUACGAGAGUUUGAUAACAGUCUAGGUGCCGACAGUUUCCCUAAAAACUGGAAUGUGUAUAUAUAUAUAUAUAUAUAUAAUUUUAUUUUGUUUUUUGUUUUUUUGCAUGUGUUGAAAGUUCCUCAUCAGGGAUGAAUUGUUGCUGUGUGAUUCGGUUUUGAUUGACAUUUGCUGUUGGGCAGAAAACCACUUUAUCAUCACCACAGAUCAAGAACUGUGUUAAUCAGGUACAAGCAGAAGGCAAUGCUUUUAUGAACAGAAAUUUAUUUUUUAAUGUUUCUUUGAACAGAAAAAAAAAAAGAGAUUGACUUCUAUUUGCUGGUACCCAAUCCUUUUCAUUGUCAAGACUACUGUUUACUUUUGAAAUGUAUUAUUUAUCCUUUUUAAUUAUUUAAAAUAUUUUUGCCAUAUGGUUUGCAGUCAAGCUUCCAUGGCCCUGGACUCUGUAUAUGACUGCAUACACCUCUACUUCAGGAUUGUUGCUGUUGACUUGAGAAAAAUAAAGUGUGGCCAUUGCUGUUUGAACUGUUUCAGUUUAUUAUGUUCCAUGAUGUAAACACAAUACCACUGAUUGCUGAAGCUCUCAGCAUGUUUUAAGUAUACAGUUUUUUUUUCCUGUUGAUUUAACUGCUCAAACAUGACCCCGCUCCUGUACAGAUAAAAGUGUAUGUUCACAUACAUAUGUACCUUCACACUUAAUAUUUUGUAAGCAGGUAAAAAUCUAUAAAAUGACUUUAAAAUGUUUUGGAUUAUAAUUAAUAUUUUGUGCAUUUAAGAUCAAAAGGUAAAUAUCCAAGGCCAAUAGAAGGGUUAAAGGGAUAGUUCACCCAAAAAUGAAAAUUCUCUCAUCAUUUACUCACCCUCAUGAUAUCCCAUGUGUAUAUGACUUUCUUUCUUUACCAGU
This is a messenger RNA of Myxocyprinus asiaticus (Chinese sucker), 5700 nucleotides long. Its product is annotated as diacylglycerol kinase delta-like. Lineage: Eukaryota; Metazoa; Chordata; Actinopteri; Cypriniformes; Catostomidae. The transcript is spliced from 29 exons. The record is from RefSeq and is a predicted model, not a curated record. Gene Ontology annotation, biological process: diacylglycerol metabolic process; lipid phosphorylation; intracellular signal transduction. Gene Ontology annotation, molecular function: ATP-dependent diacylglycerol kinase activity. Bases 210 to 3461 code for a protein of 1083 amino acids.